This is a messenger RNA of Solanum tuberosum (potato), 1577 nucleotides long. RefSeq lists its product as uncharacterized. Gene Ontology annotation, biological process: cellular response to heat. NCBI's taxonomy places the organism in Eukaryota, Viridiplantae, Streptophyta, Magnoliopsida, Solanales, Solanaceae. Bases 469 to 1218 code for a protein of 249 amino acids. The record is from RefSeq and is a predicted model, not a curated record. The transcript is spliced from 2 exons.
ACUAAUUUCUCACUAAUUUGCCUGCAUGUUCUUGCUUAUCUAUUUCACAAGAUAUAUUAUUAUAUAUAACAAGUUUUUGUACGUUAAAGAUGUCUUUUUGUUUACAUUAUUGUGAACAAACAACACGCUACAUACAUUGAUAGUGUAAAAAUCCUUUAUAUUGUAGCCUGUAGGUGCAUAAGUUAAACUCGGUAAACUAUUGUUCCAUUUAAAUCAGGAUCCAAUUUUAAUGUUUAACAAUGUAUUCAUGUGUUUGGAAUCAAACGCAAAAUCUUGUUUGAAGGCGAACUUGGACAAAACUUUGUGAGAAGACUUUCGUCCAUGUGACCUCAUAAUCCAAAGUAUAAUUGGUUAUGAAGCAAAGCAUUUGUGCUUUUCUCUCAAGUCUAGCAUAUGCUUUUGUUAGUUCUUGACUUUAAAUUAGUAUUUUAACUUGCUCAAUCAAGUUUCCCCCAACAAUCAUCAAAAAUGGAUAAGGAAUUGAGAUCCAAGGUAGCAAGAGUUUCAGAUGAAUUCAACUCCAGUGAAUUCUUUCAGUUUCCGAGAGAUCGAGCUGGCCUUGCUUUCCAGUCUACAGAAACAAACACUAUGUUCGUCAUCACUGCUCAUUUGAAAGGUUAUACGCGAGGAAACGUAAAGGUUGAUCUUAAUGAGGACAAGACUAAACUGGUGGUAACAUGUGAGAAGCCGGUCCAAGAAACUGUAACGAUCGGGAGUGAAGUGAUCAAGAAAGGUGUACAAAUUAGAAAAUUUACAGAGUCUUUUAAGAUUCCAGAAGGGGUAAUCGUGGACGAAAUUAUAACUAACUUCAAUGAGGAAACCUCCAACCUGACUAUUACAAUGCCAAAGAGAAUGAAGGAGCCAGAGCUUGUUACACAGACCAGCUCAGAGAAUUUGCCUUAUACAGUUCUUAAAAGAGCGAGAUUUCAAGAAGACGAAGGAGCAGCUGAUUCAGUAACUGCAUAUCGAAAAGGACUAAUCGAACAACAUGGUGCUAAUAAUGAAUUGCCCGGAAGGGAAACCAAAAUAGGUGAUGAUAAAGUUGAAUGUAGAAAUUUGAAAGAUGAUGAAGUUUGUGAAAAAGAGGAGGAUAAACUGCCUAAGAGGAGCAAGGUAUGUGUUCCUGUUAUUGUUGGAUCAGCUGUAAUGUUAUCUGUAGUUGUCUUUGUGAUUCUUUUUAUGAGAAAAAAGAAGCAACCUGGAAAAAGAAAAGAAUAGGACAAUUUAUUGUGAGAUCUCGAAUAUCACAUAAAUUCUUGGGAUAUUUAUAAAGAGAUCAAGAUAUGCCAGACUCUUCUUCACAAUCAAAUAUUUCAAGAAAAUCCUUCAUGGAGAUCAAGUCCAAAUCAUACUGGUUUGAGAUAUAUCAUAUACGUUACUGACGACUCUCAAAUCACGGAGAAAUCAUAGAAGAGAAGAAUUAAGGGAGGAAUAAAAUUGUAGUCAUAUUGUUUUAUCAAUAAUAUUCUUGUUUCUUCAAUAGGUCAAAUAUAUCCUUAUAUUAUUAGAAAUGGUUUAGAUAUACACAACAAUGAUGAUUGAAGAAUGACUACAAUCAAUUAUACAUUUCUAAGAUU